Messenger RNA from Caenorhabditis remanei, 1839 nucleotides. RefSeq lists its product as uncharacterized. The record is from RefSeq and is a predicted model, not a curated record. The transcript has 4 exons. Lineage: Eukaryota; Metazoa; Nematoda; Chromadorea; Rhabditida; Rhabditidae. Bases 1 to 1839 code for a protein of 612 amino acids.
AUGUCGACUCUUCUACCUCCUCUAGGACUGCAAGUACCUCUGCCAAGACUGCAAAUGCAACAUCAAGAGCUUGCUCAACUGCUCCCACCAUUGACGGCUUUUUUUCCAACGGUCUUCACACCCCAACAGACUCCAGUUCAACAGGAACCACCUCCUAUACAGCAGAACCAACCACCAGUUUUGGAGUUUUAUGGAAAGAGCCAAUUCAACGAUGACUUGAAUUUCAAAAAGUCACAGAAUCCAGUUCAACAGACCCAACCGCCUCUUUUGCAAUUUUAUGGAAACAGUCAGUUCAGCGAUGAUUCGAAAUUCAAAAAACCACUGGCCCCAAUUCAUCAGGGCCAACCACCCGUUCGGCAACUUUAUGGAAACAAUCAGUUCAAUGAUAACUCAAAAUUCAAAAAACCACGGACCCCAGAACAACAGAACCAACCACCUGUUUUUCCAUUUUUUGAAAACUGUCAGUUCAGCGAUGACUCGACAAUCAAAAAACCACAGACUCCAGUCCAACAGUAUAAUUCACCUGUUUUGGAAUUUUUUGGAACCAAUGAGUUCAAUGAUGACUCAAAAUUCAAAAAACCGCGGACCACAGAACAACAGAUCCAACCACCCGUUCUGCAAUUUUUUGAAAACAGUCACUCAAAUGAUGACUCGACAUUCAAAAAACCACAGAAUCCAAGCCAACAGAGCCACCCACCCGUUUUGCCAUUUUAUGGAAAUAGUCACUUUAACGAUGACGCCAAAUUCAAAAGACCAAGGACUCCGCCGCCAAAACAAAGGUGCCAGCUCAAACCACAUAAUCCACAAAAGCAACGCUUUCUGCCUAUUCAACAACCUCCUAAAAGAAAACCGAAGAGAACUUACGAUGAGCCACCUCAGUCUACUCCGAUGUUACCGCCAUUUUUCGAGCAUUAUUUUCCGAUGAGGCUUGCAAAGAGUUAUUUAGAUCAUUAUGCGAAAUACUCAACGCAACCUGCUCCUGAUGAUUCGCCAGAUAUAAUAAUCCUUGAAGGACCAACGACUAAAAAACCAAGAAUAAACGUGGUGCCGGACGUCCCGUUGGAAACUACCGAAAUCAAGCAAGAACCAAUUGACACUGGCUGUGCCAUCCAUGUUUACGAUCAAAAUCCACCACAGCUUACCCCGAUUUCUCCGAAUCCAUCAGAAAUCCAAAAACCUCCAACACCUAAACCUGUAGAAUAUUCUGAAACGAACCCUGAAUGGGCAGCAAAACUAGUUGCAGCCAUAGACAGAAUGGCUGCAGCAAAUCGGACGCCACCACCUGAAGAAGAUCCCUCGAUCCCUCCAAACACCGCUCGAUAUAUGACAACGCUGAUUCCAAAUUAUAUCGAAUGGAAGUAUCAGUUGUGUAUCAUGUUAAUUUCGAACAAAAGCCAGAAGAAACUUUUUGCAAAAGAAUUGUUAAGCAAUUUGAGAUUGAGGACAAGCCAACUGCUUAAGCUCAGACGGCAAACUGGAUAUGAAAAUUUCACAGAAAUGGUAUCUGAUUUGAUAUAUGUGAAUGAAAGCCAACCGAACUUCAACGUCCGACUACCAACACCGGAAGAAAUAAACAAGGCUAUUGAGGAUGCAUUCAACAAACUCGAAUAUGAAGACCUGGACAGUUUUAAGAAAAUGAUGUUCAUUUUUUCAAUGCAAUACGACUGGAAAAAUCCGGAGGAGAACACUGGUCAUAUUGAGAAAGUUAGUGAACUGACUCAGUUGACACCAGCCAGAGUCAUCGAAAUCAUGAAUGCUGCUCGUGUUGAAAUCAGAGCAAUCAUUGCGCAGCAGCAAUACUAUUGGUCUAUUGAUGACGAACUUCCACAUUUUGAUUAA